UACAUGAACAGACUUCAGUGGGACAGAAACUCUGGACUCUUUACACUCACAGAGCUGCAGAGGGACGACUCAGGGAGUUAUGUCAUUGACUCUAAAACAGGAAAAGGAAACAGGAUAUCAUCAUAUAAGCUCACAGUGUACGAUCCUGUACCAACACCUAACGUGACUAAGCUGAACUCGAGCUCUGAGAGCUGCUCCUUACUGUGUUGGGUGGACAGAGAGACCACACUGCUGUGGUUUAAAGACGAGCAGAUGCUGAACCAGAGCAGCUCUGCGCUCUCUCUGCCUCUCACUGUGCACAAACAGGACUUCAGCUCCUCUUACAGAUGUGUGGCUGCAAACCCUGCAGAGGAGAAAACUCUUCCUGUCCGUGUGAGAACCACCUGUGGAGACACAGACGACAACGACACCAACAGCUCGAAUAAACCAAGAAACUAUAACAUCCUCAUUAUAAUCUUCUGUGUCCUGAGUGCUACCCUCAUCAUCAUCAUCAUCAUCAUGAAGAGGAAGCAUCCUGUCCAAGACAGGUUUAAACUCCUACAAGCUGCAGGCAGAGCUCCUGUGGAUGAAGUGCUCCUUUACACUGGCACAGCUGACAGCAGACAGGGUGGGAUUUUAGCGGCGGUAUCAGGAACCAGUGAUGGCUCCAGUCUGACAGCAGUGUCUUACAAACUGGUGCUCGUCACAUGAGAGGUGUGACUGGCUGGAACGUCCGAGGAAAGCUGGACUCUGGAAAGAAGUUUUCCUUUGGUGCUGAUGAUUUGGAUUGAUUAUGAAUAAAGUGUAUUUUUACAGUGUGAAUGUGCCACAGAAGAGUUUCCAUCUACAUCAUCAUGACCUCUGACCUGCUCCUCUGACACUGAUCAUAAAAGACUGUAUCCAGACAAUGGACAGAGGACGCAGCUGUACGUCAUGUUUACCUGUCAAAUCAUUCAAAUGAUGCAACAAAGCAAAGACUUCCCUCUCUGUCACCUACCUGCUGCCUUGACUCCUCUCUCCUCGCGUCUCUUCCUUGCCUCCUCUCUUUGCAUCCUCAGAGGGAGGGUCUAGGACAAGGGGAGAGGAGGUGAGGGAAGGAAACUUUGGAAGGUCUGUGUGUGAGGAGCAGCAGCUGGGCUUGGAAGAAAGGAGCAGAGACUGAAUCACAUUUGAUUCUGAUCAAUAUUCCUUCAAAGGUUUAUUUGUGAUGUGAGUGCAUGUAGAUCUCCAGGACGAGCCUUACUGCUGCUCUGAGGACUGAAAGCUUCACUGAGCUCUGAUUUAUUUCUCUGCUUUUAAUUCACUCCUUUAACUUCACACUUUUGUCCACAGUUCAAACUCCAGCAGCUCACAGAGCUCAUCACUGCCUCCGUCAGCUCACAGGGCGCCCCCUUGUGGUCACUGACAAGCUGUUCACAAAUUAGAUUUGAUGUCAUUUAUUCUCAUCUUCCCGACUGUUGCUGCA
Messenger RNA from Maylandia zebra (zebra mbuna), 1444 nucleotides. RefSeq lists its product as uncharacterized. The record is from RefSeq and is a predicted model, not a curated record. NCBI's taxonomy places the organism in Eukaryota, Metazoa, Chordata, Actinopteri, Cichliformes, Cichlidae. Gene Ontology annotation, cellular component: membrane.